AUGACGAGGUCAUCUCUCGCCUCCCUGCCAGAUUCCCAUUACUUCGUGUGCAAUCCUACAACAAAAGAGUGGGCUGCAUUGCCAGAUUCCAACCUAGGCCACAAGGGGCGGGCUUUAUGCUUGGGUUUUGAUCCCGCCGUGUCCUCCCACUUCUAUGUAUAUGAAUUCUUUGAAGACUAUGUGUGUUUCCCCCAAUCGGUCCCUUCUGUCAGGGGAGUGGAGGUGUAUUCCUCUGAAACAGGAGAACGAGUACAUAGGGAGGACAAUGCUAUUAUCCCUUUGGGUUAUCGAUCGCCAAGUGUCUUUCUGAAUGGUUGUCUGCAUUAUCUCACCUACAAUGAUCCUGCUAUAGCCGUGCUGGACACUCAGGGGAAACCAUGCAGAAGCAUACCUGUCCCUGACAAUGAGGAUUACGGUUUCAUUCAGCAGUCCCAAGGCCGUUUGCACUAUGCCAAUUUUGAGGCAGAUGAUGAAGAUAAACUGACUCGGCUGGUGGUUUAUGUUCUGGAGGACCAUGAAAACCAACGAUGGAAAUUGAAGCAUACAGCUGAAGCGUCAUAUAUACUUGAUUAUACACGUUCUUAUCUUGUACGGGAUGACUUUGAAUGGGUUGCAAUCCAUCCGGACUGUAACACGAUCUUCUACACUGUUGAGCCGGAUAAAACAUUGAUAUCCUAUGAUAUGGACUGCCAGCAAGUCCAAGUGAUCUGCACUCUUGGAGCAGACACUCGGGAGAAAUAUUUCCCGUAUGUGCCAUUGUUCUCAGAGUUACAAGCUUUGCACAUAUGA
Messenger RNA from Lolium perenne, 789 nucleotides. RefSeq lists its product as uncharacterized. The record is from RefSeq and is a predicted model, not a curated record. NCBI's taxonomy places the organism in Eukaryota, Viridiplantae, Streptophyta, Magnoliopsida, Poales, Poaceae.